Messenger RNA from Telopea speciosissima, 1572 nucleotides. RefSeq lists its product as uncharacterized. Bases 1 to 1572 code for a protein of 523 amino acids. The transcript is spliced from 2 exons. NCBI's taxonomy places the organism in Eukaryota, Viridiplantae, Streptophyta, Magnoliopsida, Proteales, Proteaceae. The record is from RefSeq and is a predicted model, not a curated record.
AUGAGUGGUGCCAUUGGUAGUGUUUCCACUGGUACUACACGGCUUGGUACUACAACCACUGCAAGAAGGAAUGUUGGUAAUAGUAGUACUUCACAAAUGAAUCCUGUUGUGAGGAAUGACAAUAGUAACACUUGUGUUCUCGAGCCAAGAGAUGGAAAUACUGCUGGUGUGACUGUUUACAACAAGAGUACUGCCAAUGUGAGUGGCUGUGGUAUGACAUUGCAAGAGGUUGGGAUGUCUACUAGAUAUGUAAGUAGGGGUCGUGGGUUUCUCAGGGCAUCUACCACAUGUGCUACCAGUAUUGCAUUUGAACCUGUUGCUUCACCUACCAAGCUGCCUGACAAGGAAGUGGAAGAAAAUCAAAUCAUCAGUGAUACAUCUGAUGAUGAAUGGGAAGCUGGAGAGUCAGAUGAAAUAAGUGAGAGUCAAAGCAGUAGUGAAGAUGAUGUUAGUGAAGAAGAGUUGGAGAAAGAGGAUAACAGUAAUGAUGGCAUAUCUGAAUGUCAAUCAGAAGAAGGGGAUAAUGUGGGUGAUGGAGUUGGGGGUGGGGACCAAAAUGUCACAUUUAGAGUUGGUCAAGAAUUCAAGAAUGUGCAUCAUUUCAGGGAGGUCCUAGAGGAUUAUGAAGUUCAAAAGGGCUUCAAAACUUUGGGGCAGAAGAAUGAGAAAUCAAGAGUAACUGCAGUAUGUGCUGGAAAUGGGUGUGUAUGGAGGAUCCAUGCUUCAGUAAUGCCUAGGGAUCGUAUCACAUUUGUGGUCAAAACACUUGUGGACAUGCAUACAUGUAAGAGAGAAGUUAGCAACUUGAAUGUAACUUCAAAAUGGAUAGCAAAGAAACUUGCUUCCAAUCUUAGGGCAGGCCUUGCAAUGAGCAACAAGGUAAUGAAAAAUAUGUUGAAGGAGAAGUACAAUGUGGAUACAACUAAUAUGCGACUGUAUAGGACAAGAUGGAGUGCCAGGGAUGAAAUUGAUGGGAGCCAUGCAAAGUCAUUUAAUAAGUUGGAAUCAUAUGGGGACAUGAUAAAAGCAAAAAACCCUAGCAAUUCAUAUGUUAUCCAAUACCAGAAUGGAAAUAUAUAUGGAGAGGAGGAUGCAUAUGGGGUGAUGAGAGUAAUUCCACAGUUUAAGCGUAUGUAUAUAUGCUUUGAUGCACGCAUACAAGGAUUUUUGAAGGGAUGUAGGCCAUUCAUAGGCCUUGAUGGCUGUCAUCUUAAAGGUUUAUAUGGAGGAGUCUUAGUUUCCGCAAUUUCAGUUAAUGGAAACAAUGGGAUAUUUCCAGUUGCAUAUGGAGUUGUAGAAUCUAAAGGAAAGGACAAUUGGCUAUUCUUCCUCCACCAUUUACAUGAGUCCAUUGACAGAUGCAUACAAAAUGUUUACAAUGGAAGCCCAACCCCUCAUGAUAUACUUACAUUUAUGACUGAUAAACAGAAGGGUCUUAUUGAAGCAAUUUCAACCAUUUUUCCAGAAGCAAACCAUCGACACUGCAGCAGACAUCUAUACAACAAUUUCAAGAAAGUGUUUGGAGGUGGGCCUACAUUACGAGGUUAUUUCUGGACAGCCAGCAAAGCAUAA